Molecule: messenger RNA, 1695 nt
Organism: Drosophila willistoni
Lineage: Eukaryota; Metazoa; Arthropoda; Insecta; Diptera; Drosophilidae
Gene: Kyat
Product: kynurenine aminotransferase
Exons: 4
Coding region: 61-1407 (448 amino acids)
Biological process (GO): biosynthetic process
Cellular component (GO): mitochondrion; cytoplasm
Molecular function (GO): L-kynurenine:2-oxoglutarate transaminase activity; pyridoxal phosphate binding
Source: RefSeq, a predicted model, not a curated record
CGCCGCAUAGUUUUUUGAAACAUUUGCAUUUAAAUUGUGAUAUAUUUGUGAUAUUGCAAGAUGCUGAGAAGCUGUCAUCGCCUUUCUAACUGCUUGAAAAGUAACUUUAACCAGACUCAGAUCCGGCACCAGCAUAAAACUAAUCCCAAGGUCAUGGAAAAGUUUGAUCUGCCAAAACGUUUGCAAGGUAGCACUCCAAGUGUGUGGAAUGAGUAUAUUGCUCUGGCCAUGCAGUAUAAACCACUGAAUUUGGGCCAAGGGUUUCCCGAUGAUGCUGCACCCUCAUAUGUGACACAAACGCUGGCCGACAUAGCGCACGAUAAGAAUCAUUUGCUGCAUCAGUAUACCAGAGGCUAUGGACAUUUGCGUUUGGUUCAGGCUCUGGCUAAGCUAUAUAAUGGUUUAAUUGGACGCGAAUUGAACCCUUUGAGCGAUAUUCUUAUCACGUCCGGUGCUUAUGAGGCUCUUUACUCUACCAUCAUGGGACAUGUGGAUGUCGGCGAUGAGGUUAUUAUUAUUGAACCCUUUUUCGACUGCUAUGAGCCAAUGGUAAAAAUGGCUGGGGGUGUACCACGUUUUAUUCCAUUAAAAUUGCGUAAAACUGAGGGACCAAUUAGCUCAGCCGAUUGGGUUCUAGAUGACAAGGAAUUGGAAUCGCUGUUUAAUGAGAAAACCAAAAUGAUUAUUUUGAAUACACCGCACAAUCCCAUUGGCAAGGUUUUCCAACGGCACGAACUGGAGCGCCUGGCCGAACUUUGUAAAAAAUGGAAUGUGUUGUGUGUCUCGGACGAGGUUUACGAGUGGCUAGUGUUUGAUGGUUCCGAACAUAUACGGAUUUGCACAUUACCUGACAUGUUUGAUCGCACCAUCACAAUUGGCUCUGCAGGCAAAACCUUUUCGGUCACCGGAUGGAAAACCGGUUGGGCCUAUGGACCCACUCAUUUGAUUCGCAAUUUGCAAAUGGUUCAUCAAAACUCUGUUUACACUUGCCCCACGCCCUUGCAAGAGGGUGUAGCCCGCAGCUUUGAGGUGGAAUUGGAGCGAUUUGGUCAACCAGAAAGCUAUUUCGUAAGUCUGCCGCGUGAGCUGCAAGUAAAGCGUGAUUUUAUGGCAAAAUUCUUGACUGAAGCUGGAAUGAGGCCAACCAUACCCGAAGGUGGGUAUUUUAUGCUGGCUGAUUGGUCGCCUCUUGCCCCGAAAGUCGAUCUCAGCUCAGAACAGGAUAAGCAUAAGGACUACAAGUUCACAAAAUGGAUGACGAAAAAUAUGGGUCUACAGGGUAUUCCACCGAGUGCUUUUUAUAGCGAGCCCCAUAAGUCUUUGGGUGAGGAUUUUGUACGCUAUUGUUUUAUCAAAAAGCAGGAGAAUCUAAACAAGGCAGCUGAGCUGCUUCAAAAGUGGAAGUAGAAUUCUUUACUAACCAAAUGUUUAAGCAAUUAAAUACCCGAAUAUCCGUGAAUUUAAUUGAAUUUAUAUAUUCCAUAUUUUUAAAGUCUCUUGGUUUGUCAAUAGAAACUAAAUAAUUUCUUGUUAUUUCGUAAUCAAUAAUGUAUCCAAUGAAAGCAAUUAUGAAUCGAAAAAAAUUUCCUUAAAAUGAUAAUGAUCAGAACGAAAAUCGUAGGUUUUUGCUUUAGAAAACCUAAAAUUUGUCCCUAAAUGAUAAAAAAUUACCAUUUUUACGGGCUUCCAAGUGUA